GUAGACUGUAGUGUCUCAUCAGACAUCAAGAGGAGAGCGACACUCCAUGAGCUAAAACCCUGCCAUCCUUUAAUUAUUGUGGCAAGGCUUCAAGCAUUCCCGCGAAAAGACGGUCGCAAUUUUCAGUUUCUAUUAAUUAAUUGAAUCUUCGCCCUACAUCUCAUAUUUCCCUCCGCCACCAUCAUCAAGAGCUUCAUUGUCCUAUCUUCUCCAAUUGUUCCCAUCGGAAUUCCGAGUCAACUCCGGCGGCAGUCCUCCCCCGGUAAAUUUCUCUUAUUCAACUAUGGUGUGAUUCAUUGCAAUGGCCAGUAAUAGUAGUUUGGAGGAAAGAAAGAAACGAACUCUGGAUGCUCUGGAGAGGAGGUUAGCUCAAGAAAAAGCAGCGCAUCUCCUUCAGCAGCAGAAGAGUAAGAGAAGACUUCAUGGAGAACAUGCCAAAGACUCGUACCAAAUCAAAAAUUCCUCUGCAGUUGCACCGGCUGCACCGUCAACAAAUUCAUCGUACAAGAAAGGAAACAUUACUUUCUCAGGAUAUAUGAAUAAAGAAGAGGCAAGUGAUCCAGCAUAUUUUCAACUAGCGCAUGAUGCACAUGAAAAUCUGCUGAAAAAUGAAUCUGGGAUUUCUAAGGACCUUUCAGUAGAUCACCUCUUGCAUGACCUUUUCCAACAUGGUAAUUCGGCGGAAAAGUAUAUGCAAGGAUCCAGAGGAAUAAGAAUUGACAAUUGGAUUCUUCUUGAUAAUUUCAUCCCACCAAGUAAUAGUAUGUCAGCUAGCGCACGAUCUCAAUCUUUGAAAACUCAUCCGAGGAGAUCCAAGAGUCACAUGUCCUUGAAACAACAUAAAAAGUCUGGCUCAUUCAAUUUACCUAAAGAGCUCCAGAACUUUGAGCUUUUUAAACCUAUGCAUGAAAUGUGGAAAAGCUACACAACACAACUUUUGAAGCAUGUUGGGAAAAAUCAAUUGGCCCAAUGUCUUUUAAAUGCGGACUUACAUGGAUCUCUCAUGCUAGUUGUUCAAUGCAAAGUUUGCACCUUGUGUGGAGUGCAUGGUAUCAUGGUUCGUGAAACUGCUGAAACAUUUGGAAUAAUUACAGAAGAUAAUAAAUUUAGAGUUGUCCCCAAAAAGCUUUCUGUUUUUGUGCUCCAAGUGGAUUGCUGGAAGAUUACAUUGUUGGGAGAUAAACUCGCGUCAAGAUCUCAGGUUCAGUGAUUUGGCUGUCUUAGUUUGUACUGGUAAGCUUUAUACCGAUUAUUGGAAGUUGCAUUCUUUUGUUUAGACUCUGUUUCUUCCCUGGUUUUGUAUGCCCCUUCGACAUGAAAUGUCCCGGUUGUUUGUAGCCGCUUCAGUUUAUUAGAGGCAGUUAUCUGCCAGGGCCUCAAAUUUUGGGAUAUGAUAAAAUUAUCAUCUCUCUGUUUGUGUAGGAUAUUGUUUUUUACUUGUCUAAGAGUACGGGCUUGUCCUAAUAAACCUCAACUCUCGUCUGACAUGUUAUAUGCUCAGUUAUUGAUAUCUUCAUUCUCCUUACCAUGUUCUAGCAUGUGGUUUGGCUACUUCGCUUAACAUUUGUUUUGUUGAAAGGGAAAUGAAGAGAGAGGAUCUCAUGGGGAACGAGUAGUGCAACUUUGUGAAAUUGCCAUCAAACUGUUCGUUCAUGAAUGAAUUAAAACGUAGAACUGUGAAUAAAAAAAGAAAAAAGAAAAAAAAGUAACAGAAAAUAGCUAGAAGAACUUCUGGAAAACUCAUGAGGGCCGGAUGUAGUAGGAUGAAGUGAAAUGUAGCUGUUGGAAGUGAUAUCUCAUAGCUGCAGUUAUGGCAUGUGCUCUAUGUUCUAAUUUUUUUCAAAUUUCAGCUUUAUCAGAAGAGGUGUUAGAUUCAAGUCAAGAUUGAAACGUUUGCCCACAGCUCUAUAGGAACCUGUUUAUCUAUUUUUGGUUGGGGUUGGGAGAGGAUAUAUAUUUAAAUUGGAGCAAGUAAAAACAUCGUCUAUUGUAAGAUGUUGGUGCUUUCGAGGGUUUGACUUUCCUGGGACAUAUUCUGGCAUAAUAUUGUUUCUUAGCUUUUGGUGUACAGUAUAUGAACUGCUGCUCUGGAACAGAGAGGCUAGAGAUGGGUGUAAAAAUUGCCAGAUACCAGGGUUGAAGUGAUGCUUGUAGUUUUGGUAUAAAAAACGUGUGGUUAUCAUAUCUUUGCCUUUUAACUCGAUCCAUCCUUUAUUGUUUGCUUCUGAUCGAAAUAGGGAAUGCGUUUUGAUUCCUCAUGAGAAGUGUAAUUGCACGCGCUAAGACCGAUUUGAACCUCUGAACAGACCAACUCCAUUUCUCACUUAAAAUUUGCACCAUGUUAGGUACAAAUUUGAUCACUGUGCUAAUGUGUCAACAAGUGUCUAUGUAUGUGAAUCGUUGAACUGAAGCUUGAAGCUGAGGUAGUCAGGGAUGUAAAGUGCAACCAAUGGUUCUAGAGGUAGCUGAUAUCCUAAAUUAUCUCCAAAGACAUCAUUUCACUUUCUAAUAUUCUUUUUCAAUCUGCAGUUCUGUGAUGUUAUUUUUACUCAUGUACAUCAGUGAAGUAGUCCUCCCUCCAUCCAUAAAAUUAUUUUUUUAGUUCAAACAAGAGAAUCUUUGUGCCAUAGAUAUUUAGGGCUUUUAACCUUCAAAAACUCGGAUCUGAUGAAGUAAAUGCAAAGCUGUUGACUAUCUUCAGGCUUCUGAAUCAGGAUGUGGCAGAGUUCCAGAAGACACGGAAUCCACCUGAAGUAUGCCGAGUCCUGGGCCCCUGGCAUCAUCAACAGGUCCACUUCUCAGCCCAUUUCGGAUAAACAAGAAUCUGUAUAGAUCCUAGUCUUGGCCCAAUGGGCACAGCGUGGGUAUUUAUUUCUGGAGAAGAAAGUGACAUUUCCAAGGAUGUAGCUGUUUUGAUUCGUUGCCAUAGUUUUGGUAUUUUCUAGCUAUUAUGAUAAUCGGUAACUGGAUUCAACAUGCCGUGUAUUAUCAUGCUUGACUUAUUUUAGGUUUGUGGUACCUGGAAAACGAUUGGCAAUACCCAAAAAAUGAAUAAAUUAAAAGAAAAGAGAGACAAGUAUCUCGUAUGAAUUGUUUAUGCCCAAG
This is a messenger RNA of Oldenlandia corymbosa var. corymbosa, 3105 nucleotides long. The record is from the annotation of a GenBank genome assembly. NCBI's taxonomy places the organism in Eukaryota, Viridiplantae, Streptophyta, Magnoliopsida, Gentianales, Rubiaceae.